AGGUCACCCUGCUGCUUUAUUAUCCGUGGAUUGUGGGUGGUCCACGGGGAAUGAGCUCCACCGGAUUAGCCCUGGCGCCUCCUGCCAAGAACGUGGUGGUGUAUCGCAAUGGGGACCCCUUCUUCCAGGGCAGGAAGUUUGUGGUCAACCAGCGCCAGUUCCUCACCUUCGAAGCGUUUCUGAACGAGGUCACCAGCACCAUCCAUGCACCCGUGGCAGUGAGGAAUAUCUACACCCCCAGGCAGGGCCACCGGGUCACGGAUCUGGGGGAGCUGCAGAACGGGUGCCAGUACGUGGCAGCCGGCUUCGAGAGGUUCAAGAGGCUUGACUAUUUAAAUCGGGGAUUGAAGCAGCUGAGUGGGGCUAGGAAGAAAAAUGGCAUGCAGGUCCGCCCUGUCGCUCCCCAGAAGCUGACCGUGUCGGCACGAUGGCAGAAGCCCACCCAUCUGCCCUGUGUGAUCCACGUCUUCCGGAACGGCGACUUGCUGAGCCCCCCUUUCCGCCUGCUCCUCUCCAAGAGCACCCUGCUGGAGUGGGACGCCGUCCUGGGGCUGUUGACGGAGAAAGCCAGCCUUCGCAGUGGAGCUGUCCGAAGGCUCUGCAGGCUGGAUGGAGUUGCAGUGUCCAGCGGUGAGGAGCUGGUGAACGGUGGUUACUACGUGGCUGUGGGGGCUGAGAAGUACAAAAACCUGCCCUACUUUGAACUGCUGGUGCCUGAAAAUUCUGCCCAGAGGGUGUUCUGGAGCCAUCCCAAUAACAGGCGUGGGAUCCACAAUAAAGGGUUUAGUAAAUUCCACGCCACUUCCCAGGACGGAGCCAGUGACUCUGCCCUCCUCGAUCCUCCACAACAGCCGGACAGCCGCAGGGUGCAGUCCACAGGAGCUGCAGAGAAGGAUGAGACCCCUGUUCCCUCCCUGAUGGUACGCAGGCCAGCCAGGAGAUAUCCACACAGGGAGGAAGAGUCAGUCUUCCACGCCAAACCUGCCCGUGCAGGGCAAAAUAAGAAGAGCCACAGGAACACCCCACACUGGCUUGAUCAAGAAGAGGGAGGUGUUUAUAAAGUGAAAGACCCAAGAAAGGAGUUGCGAGGGGCUCGGGAAGUGGCAGAGGACGAGCACACAAUGGUGGAGCUGCCUGUGGACCAAAGUGCUGCAGAGACUGUGGAAGAGGAAGUUCUACCCCAAAAUAGGCCAACUCCUCAGACAAAGGCUGGGACCACUCGCAGAUCACAGAAGGCCUUGACAACACGAAACAACUCCAGCGACUCAGAGGCGGAAGCAAACUGAAAGACGCAUUCCCUCUGCAAGUGAGAGCUGAAGAGCGCGUGAAGUGGCUGUGAUGCAAGCGGGAGAAGUUGGCAUUCUCUUUGUGCUAGUGGUAGAUAACAAACCACUUGGAUUCCAGACUCCUGUAACACCACACACCACUGCCCAAUCUGGGGACAGGUUCAAGUACCAUGUCUGAAACUAAGUGCCUUGACUAUGAGGGUUUUGGAACGUGAACAAUGAGUCAGGUCCUUGUUCUUUGAACACAAACACUUGCCUCCCUUCUCUUUAAAAUGUUUGCUUUGAGGGAGGAGGUGGAAAUGUUGGGCCUACAGUUAUAAGCUUCAGUAGUCAAGGAAUUGGUCUGUCUGAACUGGAAUUUUUAUUUUAUUUUUACUGUAAAUAAUAGUUCUAAGUCUUCUCUACUGAAAUGUCUGCCAGGAAGUGUUCUCCAUAUUAUAGAUCCUGUGUUUAAAAUGAUUUUGUGGCUCUUUUUUGCUCAGGCCUGGUUAAUUUCUACCGCUGCAUGUGACUGUCGUUAGAUGAGCAUUAUAACAAAUCUAGUCCCAGAAGGCUCAUUCUUCUUGUUCUUAAAAAGCGUCAACCUAAAUCAAGGAAACCUCUUUAUAUAAAAAUAAAUAGCUAGUUUAUUAACCCCAGAGUCACCUGAGCAAUAUAUUUCCUUUCCUGAUAACACAUAAAGGCAGAAAAGCUUUUCCUAGUCUGAUGUAUCCACUCCUUGGGCUGGAAUGGAUUGUAUUCAGUCCUUAAUGCAACUAGUCACAACUAGGAGUUUUGGACACCUGAGGAAGGUGGGACUGAGUGUCUGAUGAUAAGCACCUUUAGGAAGAGAACUGAAAUUAUGAUGGCUGUAAGAACUGCUGUACCUGAGGUACGUCCACUUUGUUACUGUGUUGUGAUCUGACAGCCCCUGAGGUAGAAUGCCACUGAGAAAAUAGCCUGUUACUGCCUUUAUGCAACGCUGUCUCAUGGAGAACAGUUCCACUUGGAUGCUGCUGGUACCAUUUUCUGAGCUGAUGGCGAAAGUCACUCAAUAUAAUGUGAUUCAUUAUCUUUUCACACUAUGCUCCCAUCAGAGGCCUCCCAACCAUCCCUGCAGCUCAGAAAUCAGUCAGGGUUCUAAUGAAACAGAGGAUAUUUUUAAUAGAUAGUCUCACUUCUGACCAGCUCAGGGGACUUGGCAAUCGAAAUUGUGUUGAACGCUGAACAAGACCAUCUCACAACUGUUCCUGUCCAAGAGAGCUUCUAGUGCAAGGGAGAUGCAAAGAGACGUUCUGAGACAACCCAGGAGGAGUUAAAGCAGGAACCACUGAGUUUAUUUCAGUCUUGAUG
Alligator sinensis (Chinese alligator) is the source of this 2618-nucleotide messenger RNA. It is a transcript of the gene DCDC2B, whose product is annotated as doublecortin domain containing 2B. Gene Ontology annotation, biological process: intracellular signal transduction. Gene Ontology annotation, cellular component: microtubule; microtubule organizing center. The record is from RefSeq and is a predicted model, not a curated record. Lineage: Eukaryota; Metazoa; Chordata; Crocodylia; Alligatoridae. Bases 51 to 1286 code for a protein of 411 amino acids. The transcript has 11 exons.